Lactuca virosa is the source of this 747-nucleotide messenger RNA. The record is from the annotation of a GenBank genome assembly. Lineage: Eukaryota; Viridiplantae; Streptophyta; Magnoliopsida; Asterales; Asteraceae.
AUGUGCUCACCGAUCGACCCGUUUCGUUUUCUCAUUCCUGAUCAGACGACGAUUAAAGCCCAUAAGGGUCGCCGGAGAUCGACGCCCUUCCCUCCCCUCGUGAUAUCAACCACCACUGGAGCUUCCAUCGAUGAAUUUGAUUCCUUUGUAUGUGCAGUAAGCAUGAAGAUGAUAAGCUAUAAUCAUAUUCCAAAAUCAAGUAUUUUAAUUGUGCACCAUUUGAUAUCUACCCUUACGUUUUGCAAGCCUCUAACACCAGUACUGAUUUCAAAUCAAAACCAGAAGAGAAUCAAUUUCAUCACGAAAUUACAAUGUUCUGUUUCCAGUAGACCAUAUGCAUCAAACUCAUUAGACUCCAAAUCAAAAUCAGACUCUGUUCGUAUGAACCGAAAACAAGGAGGAUCCUCAUCAAUAUACAGCCGUGCCAGCUUACUAGAAAUGAAGAACGAAAGGAUUGCAAAUCGAGCACGUGUUUAUGAUUUCUUAAAAAGUAUCGGUAUAGAACCAGAUGAGCUUGAUAGGUUGGAGCUUCCUGUAACAGUUGAUGUCAUGAAAGAACGUGUUGAUUUUCUUCACACAUUAGGGUUAACAAUCGAAGACAUAAACAAUUACCCUCUUGUCCUUGGUUGCAGUGUCAAGAAAAACAUGAUCCCAGUCCUUGAUUAUUUAGGUAAGUUGGGUGUUAGGCGAUCUACUUCGACAGAUUUCUUGAGAAGAUACCCUCAAGUUCUUCACGCCAAGUGGUAG